Molecule: messenger RNA, 819 nt
Organism: Laccaria bicolor S238N-H82
Lineage: Eukaryota; Fungi; Basidiomycota; Agaricomycetes; Agaricales; Hydnangiaceae
Product: ribosome biogenesis protein BRX1
Exons: 5
Coding region: 1-819 (272 amino acids)
Biological process (GO): rRNA processing; ribosomal large subunit assembly
Cellular component (GO): nucleolus
Molecular function (GO): rRNA binding
Source: RefSeq, a predicted model, not a curated record
AUGGACGUGGAUGAAGGGGCUCCAAAACUUAAAAAGAACAAGCAGCGAGUGCUACUCCUGUCCUCGCGGGGGAUUACACACCGAAUGAGGCACCUUAUGAACGACUUGGAGACUCUGCUACCUCAUGUAAAAAAAGACUCCAAGCUGGACUCGAAGUCUCAGCUUCAUCUGCUACCCGAGUUGGCAGACUUGAACAAUUGCAACAACACGCUCUACUUUGAGGCGCGGCGUCACGAAGAUUUAUACCUCUGGGCUGCAAAAACACCGAAUGGGCCGAGCAUAAAAAUGCAUGUGCAAAAUGUGCAUACGAUGGAUGAGCUCAAGUUGACGGGGAAUUGUUUGAAAGGCAGCCGGGGGUUACUGAGCUUUGAUCGAGCAUUUGAGGAUACGGAAUGGGGACGGUUAACGAAGGAAGUGUUUACGCAGAUCUUUGGGGUGCCGUCGACGUCAAGGAAGGCGAAACCUUUUAUUGAUCAUGUGCUAACAUUUUCGAUUUUGGACUCUAAGAUAUGGUUCCGCAAUUUUCAGAUUAUUGAAAAGGACCCAUUACAGCCCAAUGGUCCACCGCAGACGACACUUGUGGAGAUCGGGCCACGGUUCGUACUAACGCCGAUUCGAAUAUUUGAAGGGGCCUUUGGAGGGGCGACAGUGUUUUCGAAUCCUGAAUUUAUAUCUCCUGCAGCGGUGAGGUCGGCAAUUCGGAGGGAGAAAGGUGGGAAAUACAGCAAUAGAAAAGAUGGAGAAGAAGAGUUGGAGAGAAGAAAGAAGAUGCGACAGCGAGACCAAGACGAAUUGGCAGUGGCGAAGGUAUUUGCUUGA